GAUAAAUCAUACGCACAUAUUGUUUCUUGGGGAGUGACCGGUGAUACAUUUGUCGUUCACGAUCCUACAGAAUUUGCCAAAACAAUAUUGCCACAACAUUUUAAACAUAAUAAUAUGGCAAGUUUUGUUAGACAACUAAAUAAAUAUGACUUUCACAAGAUAAAAAGUAACGAUGACGAAGCAAGGCCUUACGGCGAACAGGUUUUUAAUGAAUUUUCGGCUCAUCACGCAUGGGAGUUUCAACAUCCAAAAUUUCAGCUUAACCGUAGAGAUUUAUUAGAAGAUAUAAAACGUAAAGUUCCAACACCACGAAAUAGACCAACACAAGCAGACAGAACUAAAACUGAUGAACAACAAAUAACAGAUGAAUCGUCACCGGACGAUGGAACAAGCGGUUGCAGUACUGCUGGAAACUCGGUAGCACCCGCGCCUCCAAGCAUCCAUCAAGAUCUACAUUCUCAAGUGGAAAAUCUUACAGAAUUACAUGCCGAUUUGACUGGACAAGUCAGUACUCUAUCAAGAAAUUGUGGUUCCAUUUUAGAGGAAAUAAUUACUUUUAGACGUAAUCUUGCUGCGCAAGAUGCUUUACUUAGUAAUUUGUAUCAAAUUCUGACUCAACAAUUAAGUCAAGAUCGUUUAUUUCAAACCGAUUCGCCUUCGCGUAACUCUUCAAUGUCCUUAAAUGUACAAUCCUCUUCUUCUCCUAAUGAACAAUUCAAUAACAGCAGAUCAAGUUCUACAACUGAUAUGACGCCUUCAAUUUUACAGCUCUCGAGAAAUUUAGUCUCUCGCAAUAUUGAAGACGUUCACCCCAACUUUAAUCAACUAAUGGGUACACCUGACAGAAUGCAAUCUCAUGCUCAACAAUUACCUGUUUCUCCAACUUCACCAUCAUCAACAAGGCCAUUAUUGCCUACAUUACAAUCCUCAACAAUUUAUUCUUCUAUAAAUUUAUCUGAUGAUAUAAGCAAUGAUCAAACAAUUUUAUCUUUAAAUAACCCUGUAAAUUUUAAAUCUUCAAUCCCGAUUGAUAUGAGCCAAGUAAAUACUGCAAAUAUUCCUGUUAAUUAUAAUAUUCAACCUGGGACAAUAACUACUUCUCCAAUUAGUCUGGAUACACAAUCUCCAUUUUCUCAACAGUUUUCUUCUUCAAUAGGAGCGUUUGACACAUCACAUAUAAAUACUCCAAAUGUUAGUCAAUCAUCAUACGAUAUGAGUCAAUUACAAUUGCGUCAAUUCCUUCCAGGUCCUUCUCAGACCGCCACUACUUCACCAGCAAAUCGAAUUUAUAUUCGUGGUAGAUCAUCAAUUUCUGUUCCAAACACGCAUCAUUUAAGCGAUGAUGAUAAUGGUGAUA
This is a messenger RNA of Racocetra fulgida, 1357 nucleotides long. The record is from the annotation of a GenBank genome assembly. NCBI's taxonomy places the organism in Eukaryota, Fungi, Glomeromycota, Glomeromycetes, Diversisporales, Gigasporaceae.